Messenger RNA from Dendronephthya gigantea, 7483 nucleotides. RefSeq names its product CCR4-NOT transcription complex subunit 1-like. Bases 174 to 7376 code for a protein of 2400 amino acids. Lineage: Eukaryota; Metazoa; Cnidaria; Anthozoa; Malacalcyonacea; Nephtheidae. The transcript is spliced from 60 exons. Gene Ontology annotation, molecular function: molecular adaptor activity. The record is from RefSeq and is a predicted model, not a curated record. Gene Ontology annotation, biological process: nuclear-transcribed mRNA catabolic process, deadenylation-dependent decay. Gene Ontology annotation, cellular component: P-body; CCR4-NOT core complex.
UACAAUGUGCUGAGGUAAUUAUAGAGUUUGUAAACUUUUCAUUGUAAAAAUUGCCAUUUCCAACGGUUUUUGACUUCAAAUACGCAAAGUAACCGCGAUCAAGCCUUAUUGGUUUAGUCAAUGUACGGGAAAGGCAGAGUUGAGUGUCUGUGGCGUCCGAGACAGCACAAAAAAUGGCGAUAAGAUUUGUGGAUGCAACCUAUUUGGCAUUGUCCCAGAUCAGCUUUCUUGUGACAGAUCUUUCCAAAAAGAAUUACAAAUCAAGCAUGGCAGAAAUACAGAAUUUAGUCGAACAGCAUGGUGCAGAGGCUGAACGACAUUACUUUCGUUCCUUGUUUUCAUCAAUUGAUUUCUCUGCUGAAGGAAAAGGGGCUGGAAAAGAUUUUCACCAGGUACAAUUGCUAAGUCAGGAAUGUCAGUCAUUGAUAUGCAAAACAAAUUUUGUUUCAAUUGUGUGUUAUGCAAUUGAGAACCAGGAACAACAUCAAAAGUCAUUGAAGCCAUCUAGCCAUCUUUUGCCACAAAUAAGCAAAGUUUUGAAGUUCAGUCGGGUUCAAGAGGUUGUGUUUGGACUGGGAUUGAUGAAAUCAUCAAACGAAGAGCUGAGAAACUUCGCUGGUACAUUUGUGAAACAAAAACUCCCAGAUCUACUGCGUUCAUACAUUGACUCUGAUGUUGGAGGUGGAUAUGAAGGUGGUCUGACUGAUGUUGCAAUAGAAGUUCUUCAUCUCCUAUUGACCUACCUGUUGUACACCCCUCAGAAAGAUGUUGGUAUUGGAGAGGACCAAAAACAAGCAUUUUUGAAUACACUGAGAAAAGAUUUUCCCAGUGAGCGGGUACCAGUCGUCCUGGCUCCAUUGCUUUAUCAGGGAGUGCAUGACAUGCCGUUGAGUAGGUUUAAUGUGGAGAGCUCUCCCGUCCCUAAAUUAAUGAUGGAAGAUGAUUUGAGUAAAUUGAUGCACGAGAUUGGUUAUUCGUGCUGUGCAAGCCUUCAAGAAUGCAAGGAGGUUUUGGGGCAGUUUAGCAAGGCUAAUAUCACGCCGAUGUGUGUUGCAAGAGUGCUAGGAAUGAUGGCCCGGACAGUCUCUGGUCUUGGCGAGUCCUCUCCACUACAGACAUCGGUCAACAUCGUCACUCCAGUUGAACUGGGUAAACCUGAAGAGCAAUCAACAGGACCAAACACUUGGAAUGUCGAGAUAUUUAUUCAAACUAUAAAGGAAGUGGUGCCAGAGCUAAGCUGGACUGAGGUUAUAUCAUGUUUGGAUCACCCGGGAUUCUUGAUCAGCACGGUGGAAGCACUGAGACUUAUUGUGACCGCUUGUAGCAAGGGUUUGCAGGACGUAUUUCCAAUCGAGAUACUCUACCGAGCUUGGACUAACACAGAAGGCCAGUUAUCUUGGAUACAACAAGCUCUGAUCAAUCCCGAUGUAUUCUGCUUUGCGGACUACCCAUGUCAUACUGUUGUGAUCGAUAUACUCAAAUCACCUCCGGAGGACAAUAAUCGUGAAAUAUUAACAUGGCAAUCCCUGAGUCUUGUGGAGACAUUGCUUCGCUUGGCUGAGUCUGGUCAUUACGAGACCGUGAAAGCCUUGUUUGAUUUUCCAAUAAAACAUUGUCCUGAUGUUCUCCUGCUGGCUUUGUUGCAGACCAACCCAACGUGGCAGACACUGAAGUACGACCUUGCAUCAAUAUUGAUUCCAUUGUUCCUCGCAAACCACCCGAAUUCCCUUUGUGUACUGCAUCAUGUUUGGCACGGUCAGGGUCAGUCGUCGCCAUCCAUUCGUCAUCUCGUCAUUCAAGCGAUGGCUGACUGGUAUGUCAGCGGUGAUUUAUCUCGAAUACUGGAUGUUGCUCAGGACCUAAAGGCUCUUUCCAUAUUAUUAAACGGUUCGUCGUUUGCAUUCGUCAUCGACCUGGCGGCGUUGGCAUCGCGACGUGAGUAUCUGAAACUGGACAAAUGGCUGAACGAUAAACUCCGUGAACAUCAAGAAGAAUUCGCAGUUGCCGUUGUCGACUUUCUCAAACGUCGCUGUCCCCACUUGGCAGGUGUUAUACCAGAAAAGGAGCUGCCAAAGAGUGCACAGUUGCCACCAGAGACCGUGAACACGAUGCUCUCCUGUCUACAGGCUUAUUCAGGUCAUGUGUCGCUUGAACUUGGUGAAGAGAUAAAGCAGAUGAUUUCACGUCAUGGACCAAUUCUCAAGUCCAGACAACCAUCGGUCAGCGUCGCGAUGCCCUCGUUGUCACGACAGACGAGCAGAGACCCUGGCCUGCCUGGAGCGAUGGAUUCACUGGCAGGCCUCAAUUUAUCAUCUGGCACCAUUCCCCCAACACCGACCACGCCCUCCCAACUUCCAACCUUCCCACCCCACCCGCUGUCAACUGGUGGAGGACUGGGCGCGCUCGGUCUAGGCUCGGCGAUUGGACAGCCACCCUCAAAACCGAUAUCCCAACUUGGUACAGGUCUAACGUCUUCCAGCUUGUCGAACACUGGAGGAAACCCUUUGCUUCAGCAGUUGCAAGUCGAAUUCUCCAACGACAAUUUCCAUUCACUUGGCGUGACAAGUGCUGCAGGAAAUUUCACCUCCACAAAACCGCUCGGAUCGUUGCCCACAUUCCCUGCUCAGCCUGCACAGCCCGCAGGACAGCAACAGCUUGCAGGCAAUCAGAGGUUACAAGCUGAAAAACUCCGUCAAACGACAACUGGCAGCGAUAUCACGGCGGUAUUGCCUGGGGUUAACCAAUCCUUUCCAAGCGAUGUCGAGGCAGAAGCGAACUCGUAUUUCCAGAAAAUAUACAACCAACCGCCUAAUCCGACAAUGACAAUCGAUGAAGUCCUUGAAAUGUUGAGAAAGUUCAAAGAUUCGGCAUCGAAAAAAGAGAAGGACGUGUUCUUGUGUAUGCUACGAAAUCUCUUUGAGGAGUACGGUCAUUUUCACAACUAUCCUAACAGAGAGUUGCAUACAACGGCUUGUCUCUUCGGUGGGAUUAUUGAUCAAGGACUUGUUACGUACAUGGCGUUGGGCAUUGCUCUGCGAUACGUACUCGACGCACUUCGUAAACCAUUUCAAAGCAAGAUGUAUUUAUUUGGAAUCACAGCUUUGGAUCGCUUUAGAUUAAGGUUGAAAGAUUACCAACAUUACUGUCGACAUCUGGCAUCAAUACCUCACUUCAACGAGUUUCCUCCGCAUCUUAUCGAGUUUAUUGAAUACGGGAAGCAAUCGAUCCAGCCUCCUCUUAGCAGCAGGAGUGUGCAGGAUACAUCGACAACGAACUAUUUCGGCAAGGUUACCUCGACUGUAUCGGACACUUUGCCAUCAGCAGUUGGAACAACCGUAACGACUACAGCACCGUCAACUGGGGCCGAUGCUGCAAAACAGUUUUCACUUUCGUCUGGAGUGCCCGCAAACGGUUCAACAACGCGAAAAGAGCCCUCAAUAGCAAACGCCAGCAAUAUCGAUACUCUUCUUGGAGCUACCGAGAAGUCAGAGCUGGCUCAGCCGUCGGAAUCGAUUCAGGAUAAAAUCCAUUUCAUCUUUAAUAAUAUCUCAACAAAUAAUCUCACACAAAAGGGCGAGGAAUUGAAAGAAGCUGUGAAGACCGAAUUCUUCCCAUGGCUGGCUCAAUAUUUAGUCAUGAAGAGAGUCAGUAUUGAGCCAAACUUCCACGAUCUUUACAUCAAGUUCAUGGAGACCCUGAAGUGGAAAGAACUCUUUCAAUUGGUGCUUCAGGAAACCUAUCGAAACAUAAAGGUUUUACUUCAAUCCGACAAAGUACCCGCAAACUUCUCAGACAGGUCUUUGUUGAAAAAUCUUGGCCAUUGGCUUGGUCUGAUGACUUUGGCUCAAAAUAAGCCCGUGUUGAUGAGAAAUCUGGAUGUAAAGUCGCUUAUUAUUGAAGCGUAUUUCAAAGGACAACAGGAAAUGUUGUAUGUUGUGCCAUUUGUUGCAAAAAUAAUGGAAGGUUGUGCCAAGAGCAGAAUAUUCAAGCCUCCAAAUCCCUGGGUCAUGGCAGUCAUGGGUGUUUUAGUCGAAUUACACCAAGUACCUGAUCUCAAGCUUAAUCUUAAGUUUGAAGUUGAAGUUCUAUGCCAUGCCUUGGGAAUUGACAUGAAGGAAGAAAUCACUCCGACAACGUUAUUGAAAGAUCCUGAGAAAUUGAACCAAAUCAUACAUCAGUUGUCGUCGCCGGACAAGGACAGGCCGACAGGACCGUCUGUUCUUUCCCAGGCUCCUCCAACAACUCCUCCUCCUCCCCAGUACUCUUACCAAGAAAUCAAUGUCACGUCUUUGGCCGGACUUGCCAGCCUCAUCAAGAUAAACCCACAGAUAGCGUUGUUCCAACAACAGCCUCAACUCCGUCAGUACGUACGACCAGCGAUUGAUCGCGCUGUGCAGGAACUCAUUCAUCCAGUUGUUGAGAGAUCCAUCAAAAUUUGCUUGACCACUGCAGAAAUGAUCGUCAAAAAGGACUUCGCUUUGGACCCGGAUGAGUCGCGAAUGAGGACAGCCGCGUAUAGUAUGGUGCGCUUUAUGACUGCUGGGAUGGCCUUGAUCACGUGUCGUGAACCGUUGAACCUUAGUAUUAAUAAUAAUUUGAGGUCAACUUUGAUGGCUGCUUUGAGGGGCGCCACUCCUCAGCAAAAAGAAGCAGUCGAAAGCGCCGCUCAGAUUGUCAGCGAGGAGAACACCGAGCUUGCUUGUACGUUUAUACAAAAGACAGCGGUGGAGAAAGCUUUGCCUGAAAUGGACAAACGUCUUGCUUCCGAAUUUGAAUUACGGCGUCAUGCUCGCAGCGAAGGAAGACGCUAUUGUGAUCCUGUCGUCCUAACCUACCAGGCUGAACGAAUGCCUGAACAAAUACGGUUGAAGGUCGGCGGUGUGACGCCGAACCAAACAGCAGUAUUUGAAGAGUUCGGGAAAACAAUUCCUGGUUUUACAACACCUACUCCUGGUGAGAAUCUGACGACACCGGCAGCGUUUGCCAACAACAGAUCUAUUUUUGAACAAAAUCUUCAUGCAACUGAGCCAACGAUAUUACCGGAAGAAGUGGCCCAAAUUCUUGGUAAAUGCACUGCCGACAUUGAACAGCAUCUACAUGCAAUGAAUUUAUCUCAGACGAGUCCUCAUGGCUUGGCAAUUGUUGGUUUACUCGACGUCCUGGUCACUGCAAGAGCAUCUAGGGAUAGUGUCGCUCUCACCCGAGUUGUCCAUAAGGCGGUAAAAGGCUUACUGGAAGGUUUAAAUCCAAUCCCCAGCGAUACUGAACUGGCUCUGAGAUACAGAGAUUGCCACAUGGUUGUUUUGCGAAGUCUGCAAGAUGUUCGCGCUUGUGGUCCUCAUUGGACUGGAAAACAUGUUACAAAAUUUGUAUGCGAAUGUCCACCGGAUGUAAAGUUUAACGUUGACAUCAUCGAUAUUCUCAUUCGAAAUCGCCUGAUCAAUAUGAGAGAAUUUGAUGUACAUUUAGCACAAUGUAUUGAAAACGACCUGAACGUGUCGGCCAUCCAUUUUGCGGUACAGUUGACGAAACUUUAUCUGAUUGACGAACACAGUAAUCACGUUUCCCAAGGCGACUUGUAUCAGACGUUGGAGGCUCUAUCACGAAUAGCAAAUUCGAGAAGUGGCAUUGGCGAUGCGCUUCCCUCGAUCCUCGAGGUUAUACGUAGCGGAGGUAUGAGCAGUGGCAUCGAUUUCCCUCCAAGAUUAAACGAUUUAGACAAAGGAUCAAGCGGUCAAGCUGGAUUAUCCUUAGGAUUAAGCGGAUUAAGAGUAUUCGAAGAUCCUCCUGGUCUUCAUGACAAGGUGGAAUACCUCCUUCAUGAAUGGGUUCGUCUGUAUCACCAACCAGCCGCGGGAAAAGAAAGCGAAAAAGCGUUCUCAACUUUCGUAGCAAUGCUUCACCAACAUGGCAUAUUGAAAACAGAUGAUCUUAUAACCCGAUUCUUUCGCAUCAGCACAGAACUUUGUGUGGAAAAUACUUAUCGUGCACUCAUUGAACACGCCUCCAACAGGAGCCAUGCCCGCGCGAAAUGUUUCAGUACUUUGGAUGCGUACUGUCGUUUGAUAGCUCUGCUUGUUCGACACUCCGGUGACGCCAGUAACAGUGUGACCAAGAUUAAUCUACUUACUAGGGUGCUUGGAACUGUCGUCCAGGUCCUACUUCAAGAUCACGAAAUGCGAAAGACAGAUUUUCAUCAACUCGCUUAUCAUAGGAUCUUUAUAAUCCUGUUGUUGGAAUUGAACCAACCAGAACAAGUUCUUGAAGCUAUCAACUAUCAGGUCUUGCAAACAUUUAGUACAAUAUUCCAUGCUCUUCGUCCGUCACGUGCGCCGGGAUUCGCGUAUGCUUGGCUUGAAUUGAUCUCGCAUCGAAUGUUUAUGUCCAAGUUGUUGUUGAACACACCGCAACAGAAGGGCUGGGUGUUGUUUCAGCAAUUGUUGAUAGAUUUGUUCAAAUUUCUCGCUCCGUUCUUGAGAAAUGCGGAGUUGAACAAACCCACGCAUCUUCUUUACAAGGGAACUCUCAGAGUGUUACUGGUCCUCCUUCACGAUUUCCCAGAAUUUCUGUGCGACUAUCAUUUCAGCUUCUGUGACGUCAUCCCACCUAAUUGCAUUCAAAUGAGAAACCUCAUACUUAGCGCAUUUCCUAGAAAUAUGAGAUUACCCGAUCCCUUCACGCCAAAUCUCAAGGUUGACCUGCUCACUGAUAUUGCUCACUCUCCACGGAUUUUAACGAAUUUUUCAACGGCAAUUCAACCCUCAACUUUUAAAAAGGAAUUAGAUUCUUAUCUGAAAACGAGAGCUCCAGUGACAUUCCUGACCGAACUGAGAUCACACCUACAAGUUGCCACAGAGCCUGGUACCCGAUACAAUGUUCCCUUAAUGAACGCUCUAGUUCUUUACGUUGGCACUCAGGCUAUUGCUUAUAUUCACAGUAAGAGUGGAACACCUUCCAUGUCGACUAUCACGCAUUCAUCUCACAUGGACAUCUUCCAAAACCUUGCUGUCGAUUUAGAUACUGAAGGUCGUUAUCUAUUUUUGAACGCAGUCGCCAACCAAUUGCGAUAUCCCAACAGCCACACUCACUAUUUUAGUUGUGUUUUACUUUAUCUUUUUGCUGAGGCGAAUACGGAAGCCAUCCAGGAACAAAUCACGAGGGUGCUGCUGGAAAGACUUAUUGUAAACAGACCUCAUCCUUGGGGAUUGCUGAUUACAUUCAUUGAGCUCAUCAAAAAUCAUCAAUACAAGUUCUGGACGCACGAUUUUGUCCACUGUGCACCAGAGAUAGAAAAAUUGUUUGAGUCAGUUGCACGAAGCUGUAUGCAACAGAAACAGCCACAAACACGGGAAGGCGGAGCUCCUGAAAGCGCUUAAAAUGAUUAUCUUUCAAGUUAUAAUCAGGGCGUUCAUAUUUUGUUUAAGGGUGAUAGCGUAUGUGGUUAAUUUUUGAAUUUAAUAAAGUUAAAAGUCUAAAUCUGUCA